AUGGUUUUAGUUCAAGAUUUGUUGCACCCAACCCCAGCCUCCGAGGCCAAGAAGCACAAGUUGAAGACCCUUGUCCAGGGCCCAAGAUCCUACUUCUUGGAUGUCAAAUGCCCAGGCUGCUUGAACAUCACCACUGUGUUCUCUCACGCCCAAACCGCUGUCACUUGCGAGUCUUGUGCCACCGUUUUGUGCACCCCAACCGGUGGUAAGGCCAAGUUGUCUGAGGGUACUUCUUUCAGAAGAAAGUAA
Messenger RNA from Lachancea sp. 'fantastica', 249 nucleotides. NCBI's taxonomy places the organism in Eukaryota, Fungi, Ascomycota, Saccharomycetes, Saccharomycetales, Saccharomycetaceae. The record is from the annotation of a GenBank genome assembly.